AUGACAAGUGAAGUUAGUACUUGUGUAAAUGAGUAUCCAACUGUAGAAUGUGGAAAUGUUACGCCAAUGAGCUAUGUGAAUACCCAGCGCAGGAUUCAACGAAGGUUCUCACUGGAAGAGAUGGAUGCAGAUUUUGAUUUUGUAUUAUUGAAUGAACUGAGGCAAUUUCGCUCCGAAAUGACAUCUCGUUUGGAAAGUCAAGCAAAUGCGAUAAAAAAUCUACAAGAUCAAUUCUCCCAAACCAAGGCUGACCUUGAACAUUUAAUAAAAUUAAUGACGGUAGUAGAGGAAAAAGUAGAGUCGAAAUUAUCCCAAAACAUUUCGCCACAAAUUAUAAAUAAAGAUAGUAUUAACCCUCCGUGUACGCUUGCUAAUAUAGUCAGACAAGCCACCAGUACCAAUACACUAUUGAAAAAGAGAACAAAUAGUCGCCAUAUUUCUUAUACACAAAAUAUGAACAGCGAUGAAGCCACGAAACUGACUCAACAUACGGCCCAGGUGAAACUAAUAAGCACACCGAUGAUUACUGAGUCAAUAAGUACGGAUUCGAAUAACAAAGAGGAUCAUCAACAAGCUGGUUGGAAGACGCAAAAGGCUGGUGGUGCUGAUACACUUUCCAUGCGGAGCUCACGUUCUGCACCGGCGUUGGCGGGCCCGUCCCACCGUAAAUCAUUUCAGCAUCUGGAUGAGUUCCAACUGACGUACGUUCCCUCUCCGCGGUAUCAUUGGCAUGGUGCACUCUAA
Messenger RNA from Parnassius mnemosyne (clouded apollo), 744 nucleotides. NCBI's taxonomy places the organism in Eukaryota, Metazoa, Arthropoda, Insecta, Lepidoptera, Papilionidae. The record is from the annotation of a GenBank genome assembly.